Molecule: messenger RNA, 3633 nt
Organism: Lodderomyces jiufengensis
Lineage: Eukaryota; Fungi; Ascomycota; Pichiomycetes; Serinales; Debaryomycetaceae
Exons: 1
Coding region: 1-3633 (1210 amino acids)
Source: RefSeq, a predicted model, not a curated record
AUGGAUAAUUACAAUCAAUUGCUACUACAACAAUUAAAUCCAUAUCUACGAAUCCACAUACAAUCAAACUUAAAAAACAAUGAAAUAAUAGACAAACUAAUAUCACAAUUCAAUAUAAAUAACGUGAAAACCAAAAAAUGGGACAAUUGUAUAAUAAGGAAUAGAUUAUCAACUCCAAAAUACAUACUUGAUAUUGAUUUUGAUGAAAAUUUAAAACUACCUAAAAAAGAAAAAAUACCUGAUCAACAUGAUUUAUUAUCACCUUUUAAUACUCAAUCUGAUAUUUUCCCCAAUGGAAUAUUGACUUAUAAAUGGUUUGAGAAAUAUAUCACAAGAUUCCCAUUUGCAGUAUGUUAUAUUUGUGAAGUAUCAAAUGAAGGAGAUGAGGAAGAAGUAUUACAAAAGGACGACGAAUUGAUACUUAAUUUCAAGAAAUUAAAAAUUGAAUUAGAAGAAAUUGAUUCCAAGUUGGUCUUGCUAUUGAUAUCAGACAAUAAAGCAAUUGAUGAAAAUAGAAUCACAAGGAUACGAACAGAAUUAAAUUUCCCCAAAACAGGACAUUUAUACAAUCUAAUCAACACAAAGGAAACAAUAGAUAGAGAUAUUGAAGUAUUAAUAAAUUCAAUGUUUUCCAAUCUAACCAAAUUAUCACAUGAUUUUUAUGCAAAUAUAGAAUACAAGAUAAAACAAAGAUACAAGAAAUAUUAUUCAUGUCCAUCAACUGAUGAAGUAGAUACUUCAAUAGAAUUAACUCCAAAAUUUCUCGAAAUAAGAAAUUUGAUCAAGCAAGCCAUUAUCUUAGAAAUUGUAAAUAUAAACAACUUAGAACCAAGUAUCAAAUUAUUAGAAGUUGCUUAUCAAGAUUUAAUUUCCUUAUUAGAUAGCAUUUAUGCAGUGAAUUUACUGGAUCAUGAUAAUAAAGUGAUAGCACAAAUGCAAACAUUAUUAGAUACUAUUGCCUUCCACAUAGUAAGAGGUUAUUUUGCAAUAGAAGAACCUAUAAAAGCUUUAAAAAAACAUAAAACUCACAUUAUCAAUGUUGUACAAAUUAUUAAAGAAGAUCAUAAAUGGAUAUCAAUACAAUAUGAAUGGUUAGCUGAAUUAAUGAAUUUAAUACCAUAUUCAAUAAUAACUUACCUUAAUACAUCAGCAGUUUUGAAAAGUAAAAAUAAUAACGGAUCAAACCUAGUAAGUUUUUCAGGAGGUAUACAUACACCAGAAUUUGACCUUAUAACAAAUCCAGGAUUAAUUUACCUAAAGUCAUUUGAAUUAAAUACAGAUUCACUGAAAAGAAUUGAAUUAUUACAAAAAUCAAUGGAAUCAUUAGAAUCUAUACAACUGCAAGCACUUAAUAAAUCCCUGGUUUCUGGUAAUGAUGAAUCUGGUUCAUUAAUUUCAUAUAUAAAUUGGUUAUUAGGUGAAGAAUUUUUUCAAAUUGGUGAUUAUAAGAAAGCAUCUGAUUUUUUAGAAAUGUCUUAUAGUUCAAUGGGUAUUGGGAAAUGGUUAAGUAUAAGUGAAGUUAUUUUAUUAAAAUUACUUAGAUGUUAUUCAAAAUUGGGUAACAAGAAAUUAGAAUUAAAUACAGUUUUGAAAUUAAGUACUUUCCCUCAACAUUUUAAAUUUAAUGAUGAAAUUUCAAAUUUAUGUGAAAAUAUUUUUCAAUUUGAUGAUGAUAUAGUGGAAUUAGAUUUAUUAAAUUCCAAAUUACAUGAAUUAUUUGAUGUCAAUGUGUUGCUACUAAAUAAAAAUGUACUUAAUGACAAAAAAGACGAAAGCUCUACUUCAACUUCAGUUGGUGAUGAAAUAAUUUUACAAAUUGAUUUAAAAUCAAAAAUAAAUUUACUGGUACUAAAAACUUUACUACCACCAGAAACAGAUAUCUGCAUCUCAAUUAAACAAAUAGACGCACCAUUUACAAGAACAGACAAGUUGUCUAAAAAGAGAGGUUUAAAAUACAUAUCAAUAAGUCAUGAUUCGUCCAAGACAAAACCAACAACAAACGUAAUAAAAUUGAAAGGACAAGAAUUAGAUCAAACAUUUGUAGAUUCAACAAAUUUAGAAAUUAAUGAUAUCCCAAAGACUUUACAACAUGAACAAAUUAUAACUUCUGCGGGAAAUUAUCAAAUUGAAGUUAUAAAAUUACAAAUUAUGAUUGAAAUUAAACAUCAGAAUAUAUUAAUAAGGUUGAAUAAAAUUGAAUUACAUCAAUCUUCAUCAUUAGGUCAUUAUAAAAACAAUAUUGGAUAUUUAAAAUUAGAUAAUACAACAAUUCCCAAAAUGAUUAGAUUGAAUGAAUCCAAUAGAUCAAUUAAUGUUAUUCCAAAAAUUCCCAUAAUUGAAAUCAACCCACUAAAUGAAAUUGAUUAUUAUAUAAUUGGUGAAAAAUUAUCAAUUCCAACAAAUAUUGAAUUUGAUUCAAAAGAUUUAAAACAAUUAAAAAAAGCCGAAUUAGUUGUUGAAAUUAAAAGUAAAAAUUCCAUUGAAAAUAUAGGUGGAGAUGAAAUUUCAUUAUUUUGGGAUAAUUUAAAAGAUGAUGAACCAUUAAAUUUAUUAACGUUGGGUGAAAAUGAAAAUAUCAUAAGUUUGAAUGUAUUUAGUAGACAGUUUAAAGCUGAAUUAAUGAAUCUACAAUUUUUAUUGAUUAUUAGUGAUGAAGAUGAAGAUGAAGGUGACGAAGAGGAUAAUGAAAAUGAAAAAGAUACAAAGAGGGAAUUUAAUACUCAUAUUCAUAAAAUUCAAGAUCUUGAAAUUCCAAUACUAUCAAAACCUUUCAAAUGUCAAUAUUUUAUAAUACCAAAUUAUAAUGAAGAUUUAAAAUUUCCACCUUAUAUAGAAGGACAACAACAACCACCAAUAUUAAAAAGAGAAUGGCAAUUAUUAUUAAAGACAUCAGAUUUAUUAAAUCAAUUGAACUCACUAAACCAAUUUUUAGAAAUUGAAGAUGUUGAAUUUAAUAUCAUGUCUAAAAAUCCAGAAAUUUCAAUCAAUUUAUUAGAAGAUAUUGAAAAUGAUAAUCAAAAUAAUAAAAGAAAUCAAUUAUUUUUAACAGAAUGUAAAAAUGGAUUUAGUCAUAGAAAUGUUGAAAUAAUAGUAUCAGGAACAAUAAAAUGGAAAAGAUCGACCACCACUACCACCUCCACCACCACCAACACCACUACCAAUCAAAAAGUAAAUGAAUAUAUAAUACCAGAAUGGACAACAAUAUUAUCAUUAUGUUCACCAAGAGUAUUAUUAAACAUUACAGAAAUUUAUUCAAAAACAACAUUUAAAUUUAAAUAUAUUUUAGAAAAUCCAACACCACAAUUAUUAAAUUUUACAUCACAAUUAAUAGAUUUAAAAGAAUGGAAAAUUUCAAAAUAUAAUAAAGAUGAUGAUAUAAAUCCAAAACAACAAUUUCAAUUUACUGUUAAACCAGUUACAAAUUAUAUAAUUGAAUUUCAUUUAGAUUUAGAAAUAUCAUCAUUAUCAUCAUUAUCAUCAUCACUAUCAGCAGCAAAAGAAAAAGAAAUUAAAUUAAUUAAAUUACCAAAAUUACAAAUUUUUGAUAUUAAUUAUAAAAUUGAUUUACAUGUUUUAUCUACUCAAACUAAUGUUAUUUAUAAAGAUGGUUCAUUAUACUAUGUUCUACAAUAG